UCUUUAACAAAAACGCGGAAACAAUAGAGGUACUCAGUUUGUCAAAACAGAUAACACCGAGUCGGCAGAAAGUGAGCGUAGUUGUCGCUGACAGCUGUUAACACCUAUCUUCUGCCAGCCUCUCUGAAAGACUUUCCAUGGCUCUGAAGAGAAUACAGAAGGAGUUAAAUGACCUACAGAGGGACCCUCCAGCUUCAUGCUCUGCUGGACCUGUUGGGGAAGACAUGUUUCACUGGCAAGCUACCAUCACAGGACCGAAUGACAGCCCAUAUCAUGGAGGAGUUUUCUUCCUUUCUGUGCAUUUCCCCACUGACUAUCCCUUUAAACCACCAAAGGUUGCCUUUACAACGAAAAUCUAUCACCCAAACAUAAACAGCAACGGUAGCAUUUGCCUUGACAUCUUGAGGUCGCAGUGGUCACCUGCACUUACAGUAUCAAAAGUUUUAUUAUCCAUAUGCUCACUGCUUUGUGACCCCAAUCCAGAUGAUCCGCUAGUCCCUGACAUCGCACAUAUUUAUAAAUCAGACAGACAAAAGUACAACAAAAUAGCCAGAGAAUGGACCCAAAGGUAUGCAAUGUGAUGGACUGACGUUUCCGCUGCAAAGUCACAUCCCUGAGCACCUCAGGAUACGACAGUACUGUUUAACUGCUUUAUCCACAUUGGUUGUAACUGAGGUGUUUGAUAUGCUUGAAGCACUUUCUCUACUCAGACCUUACUUGACUUAACUGCUUUUAGUGUUUGUUUUAUUUUCUUUUAAAUUGGCAUUAUUGUUAUUAUUAUUAUUAUUAUUAUUAUUAUUAUUAUUAUUAUUAUUAUUACUACUACAUUGGAUGUGAGCUGGAAGAUUGUAAUUUUUUUUUAGACAUUUUUGCUGUAUGAGACAAGACUGAAUUUAUUUUCCAUAAUUUUGCAUUAAAAAAAUUAUACAAAAAGUGAAUUUAUAAUUGUUUUUAAGGAGUAGUCAUCACUAAACAAACUGGUAUUUCUAUAACCAAGUCUUAGUGUCAUAAACUAACCACUAGAUGGCAGUGUUUACUUUUUACUGGCCAAUCUUCGCUGGUGGAUAAUUUAAUAUUCAUGUUUGUGUUACAUUUAAUUUAGGUCCAUUUGCUAAAUAGUUACUUGUGUGGAUAGUGGCUGUUAUGGAGUCUUGCUCUGGCUAUGAACUGAAAAUGAGGAGACUUGUUCUGUCAAUUGAAAUCAGACCACCUAUUAUCAUCCCCUCUGCUCCUUGCAGAACGUUUGCUUUGUGCUGGUGAAGUUGGUGUCUCCAUGUUAAUAGAGCACCUCCUGUUUAUAAUCAAAUGCAAGCAUGUUUACCCAGCUGUUAUUACAGUAUUUUAUAACUGCUUUCACAAAGUGUCUUUAAUUUGCAAACCACAUAGCACUUAACAGUUUAAUCAUAAAUGUAUGACAGUGUACAGAAUGAAAAUAUCUCUGUUAAACUGGAUUUAAAUCUUGCUGCAUUUUAAAAUAAAGCAAUCUUUGCUAAUU
Messenger RNA from Archocentrus centrarchus (flier cichlid), 1495 nucleotides. RefSeq names its product ubiquitin-conjugating enzyme E2 D4-like. The transcript has 7 exons. The coding region runs from base 138 to 581 and encodes 147 amino acids. NCBI's taxonomy places the organism in Eukaryota, Metazoa, Chordata, Actinopteri, Cichliformes, Cichlidae. The record is from RefSeq and is a predicted model, not a curated record.